AUGGCUUCAGGUGAAGAUAUAGACAGUGGUAUGGAUUCUCCAGCUCUGGAAGACACUCCCGGUAAAAAAAGAGGGCUCGAUGACGAUGAGGAUGAUGGCCUGCGGUUUUUGUCCAAAAGCUGCAAUCCAAAUUUUAUUUCAGAAUUUUGCAGUUUACUUAAAUUUUAUGAUUUGGAAGAUGAAACUUUAGCUGAGAGAUUAUGGGGCCUGACUGAAAUGUUUCCUAAUGAAGUAAGACAUUUCACAUGGUCAUUUGUUAAUAAAACUUACAAAUCUGUUAAAUGUCUGUACAGUUUUUCGCGAACUGCUACAUGGAUAUUUUUUAGUUCUUCUAUUAUCUUAUUUGCUCCAGUAAUAUUUGAAAUUGAAAGAGCAAACAUGGAAGAAGUUCAGCGUCGAGAGCACAAACAGGUGCUGUUAGGACCAAAUGUAGCUUUAGGUGGAGGUUCCGGAGGGUUAAUUCCUUCACGUUAA
This is a messenger RNA of Pediculus humanus corporis (human body louse), 474 nucleotides long. Its product is annotated as mitochondrial import receptor subunit TOM22, putative. The record is from RefSeq and is a predicted model, not a curated record. Bases 1 to 474 code for a protein of 157 amino acids. Gene Ontology annotation, biological process: intracellular protein transport. Lineage: Eukaryota; Metazoa; Arthropoda; Insecta; Psocodea; Pediculidae. Gene Ontology annotation, cellular component: mitochondrial outer membrane. The transcript is spliced from 4 exons.